Saccoglossus kowalevskii is the source of this 1506-nucleotide messenger RNA. Its product is annotated as monocarboxylate transporter 13-like. Gene Ontology annotation, molecular function: monocarboxylic acid transmembrane transporter activity. Lineage: Eukaryota; Metazoa; Hemichordata; Enteropneusta; Harrimaniidae. Gene Ontology annotation, biological process: transmembrane transport; monocarboxylic acid transport. The record is from RefSeq and is a predicted model, not a curated record.
AUGGUCUCCAGUCAAUUGACGCAACCGCUGGACGGUGGUUGGGGAUGGUGUGUUGUAUUUGGAACCUUUCUCUGUUUGACAGUCACUAUGGGAGUCACGUUCUCGUACGGCGUUCUCUUCGUUGCAUUUGUCAAUGCAUUUGGGCAAUCUAAAUCGGAUACUGCAUGGACGGGAUCUAUUUUUACUCUCGUCUUUGUGAUUAGUAUGUCAUUUGGCAAUGCUCUUCGCGAGAAGAUAGGGCAUAGAUUGACUGUUAUCGUGGGUGGUGUCGUCGCUUCUAUUGGUUUGCUGACUAGCUCGUUCGCCACACAUCUACAUCAGCUGUAUUUUACCUAUGGGGUUUUAGUAGCUGUUGGUUGUGGAAUGGCAACAACUUGUGCACUUGACAUAAUCCCGAAAUAUUUCAAAAAACGAUAUCCACUCGCUAUGGGUUUGGCUCUUUCCGGUUCCGGUGUUGGCCAGGUAGUAUUUUCUCUCUCGUAUCAAGUGAUGAUUAACUUCUACGGGUGGAGAGGCAUGCUCCUGAUACUAUCGGCCUUCGUUCUGCAUAUAUGUGUGAGUGGUUGUCUGUUCCGUCCCUUAAAACCUGUAAGAGUAGAAGUACACCAAACCAAAGAUGAAGUAGCAUGUGUCACAAACGCAGACAACACGUAUAUGCAAGUUGCAGACACAGUCACUGAGGAAGAUAGUAGCCACAUAACUGAAAUGACAAGACAUCCUCGGAUAGUUCAGUGUAAUCAAAAGUGUUGUGUUUACGUGAAAUCAUUUCUAGCAUGCAUCGUCGAUGUGUCAUUGCUUAGAAAACCUGUUUUCCUCUUACACAUGCUAAUAUCUAUUUGCUAUGGCUGGAACUAUGGUACUGUGAGUCUACAUAUGUUGAAACACACCACGGAUAUUGGUAUUGACGCCAAUAUGGGCUCUUAUUUACUGGCGUUGAUGGGUGGGGUUCAGCUCUUGGUUCGUCCAAUUUCUGGUGCAAUCGGAAACCUACUUAAUAGCAGAAGUUAUAUCGCGUUUUCCAUGUCAAGCAUGUGUUGUGCUGUGGCAACAAUUGGGAUAAUAUAUCUUACGUCAUUUGCAGGGCAAAUAUUUUGUUACUGUAUGUAUGGAAUGGGAAUUGCGGGAUUCAUUACCCUGAAUUUGAUUGUAUUGAUACAAUUUAAUGGAAGAAAUCGUUUUGGGCACGCAGUGUCAAUGUUAUUUCAAGUGUCUGGAAUCACGACAUUGUUGGUGUCGCCAUUCGCGGGACGACUGCGUGAUAAAUAUGGUGUUUACACACAAGCAUUCUGGAUAGCGGCCGCAGUUUCUAUGCUUGGUAGUAUACUAUCUUUAUUACUACCAGUUGUGGACAAAUUGUGGAAUAAACGAAACGCGCGACAUAUCACAAGGACAUCAGCAGAGAAUGUAUAUUCAGAAUGACGUCAUCAUGUUCCCACGUGAUCUUAUAAGAUCAUGAAUUACCAUCAUUCAUAUUUGAAUAAACAAUUUAUAUUUGUCUUCCAAAUA